AUUUUAACUUAUAGAGCAUGUGCAGUACGCAAGACGGAGUCCCCCCAUAAAUACCCAAUUCUGCCAACCAAUCUUGUAACCCUAGGCUGCUUUCUUCACAACUUUGCAAACAUAUAUAAUCCAUAGAAUAUCGUCUCGCUAUAAUCUUUAUCGACUCCGCUGCUCUCUAUCUGAUAUGGAAGGCGCCCAUAUAAUUGUGGCGGAGAUGAGAAGCCUCUUCCGGAUUGGGGUUGCUAUGUUUGCCGGCUGGAAGGUGGGGGAUAUCAUGAGGGUUCCGCUGUAAGUUCCACCUGUGUUUAACUUUUCUUUCUUUCUCUUCUGAAUCAAAAGUAAAAAUUUUUCCGAAGAUCAUCUUCUUAUUCUUAUUCUUUUUAUUAUUAUUAUUAUUUUUUUUUGUCGUUUAAUUAGGAGAAAAAAGUUGGACCAGUACCGUUCCCACUCCGUUUCCGGAACCGGUAGCGUCCCCGUCCCUACCAAAUGAGUGCUGUGGCUGGUUCGGACGGACGGACGGACUGAAGGAAGAAGAAGACUAGAAGACUUAUAUUAGUAUAUGUUAUUAUCGUAUUAUUUCCCUAAGUGGUGUGUGAAUCCACCACCCUCCCCCGUUUUAGUUCUAUGUAGCUAAAAAUAUCAUGGAGCAUUCACAGAUUCUUGUUAAUCUGUGUGCGUACUAAUUAAAUGGAAAUUGAACGUGUACAUCAGAAAAAUGUGGACUGCUUUGCCCGUAAGAAACCACAGAUUCUUGUUAAUCUGUGUGCGUACUAAUUAAAUGGAAAUUGAACGUGUACAUCAGAAAAAUGUGGACUGCUUUGCCCGUAAGAAACAGAUAUAAAUAUAAUGGUAAUUGAAUACAAGUAAAUAAGAUUCAGAAGGAGAAGAAAACAAUAUGGAGUCAAUAUUAGGGUUGUUAUUUUCCAUUUGUCCUUCCUUCAUGCGAGUUAACUUCAUUCCCUCCACUAUUUCAGAUCGUCCCAGCUUGGAAGUCCAUAUACUUUAUCAACAAAAGUAACCCGAACCUAUGAACAGAUGUUGAAAAAUUCAAGUGUGCAAAACAUAUCAACCACAAGCUUUUACUCUAAAAACUUCUGCUGACUUUUGUCUCAACUAAGAUAUGCAGCUACAGUGGAAAGUAUUGCUCCUUCUUCCAAGCAAGCUUACUUGACAAGGGCAAAAAUUUGACAACUUAAAAAGAGCUUAUAUGCAAAGGCAUACAAGCAUAUCAAACAAGUAGACCCAGCAUAAGAUGUGACUAAAUAUAGGGUUGACAGUACCUCAAGAAUUUUAUAACCUUUCCCAGUAGCUAGCACGAACAAUCAUCUCCAUCCGAAAGACAAGAUCUUCACUCACAGAGCGCUUAUAACAUCUUCAAGAACAGAUUUUUCCUAUAAAGUCGUAAGUACCAAAACAAAAAUUACGAGUUCUUUGAAUAAAACCUUUGCAAAGAAUGCAGUUUUGGUAGUAUUGGUUUACCGAAAACAUUCAGUCAGGUAAUACAGAGUAAUGUUUGAGCAACGACAUCCGCUCCUCUACUUGUCAACUUCUGCAGUAAAUUCCGUCCAUGCACACCACCUUCUAGACAGAUCAAGUUCCAGUAACCAUAUUGGCACACGUUUCCAUCUGUUUCCUAUAUUUCAAACAAAAUUCAGUUAAUGUUCUAGACAAAAUCCACAAUGUUCAACAAAUUUGUAGAAGUAUUCUUACUUGAUGAAGUUUGGCAAGUUCUUUGGCUGCAAAGAGGAAAGAUAAUUGCUUUACACGAGACAAAUUUAUUAUUCCAAUGAAAGGUAGUACAAAGAUGCAUACGCUUGCAUACAGUUCUGUAAAAAUAGAUGACCAUAUACCACGCGAAGAAACCCUCAACCCGAUGAGACAAAUCAGCAUCCAUGACAACUAUAUAUAAAAUUGCCCAGGGAAUGCUUCAAAUCAUGGAUAUAUGCAGUUCCAGAUAUUGCUUUAUAAUUAAGGACCUUGUAAAGUAAAAGACCUUACAUGGAUGGCAAUGAAAGGCAUACAUAAACCAAUAGUUGGCAGCUAGAAUGUGAAGCCACAAAUCAGGAUGUCUCAAACAAGCAAAAGACGAGCAAAGAAUAAUAUGAAAACUUGCAAAGGUUAGUAGCUUCAUUGGACUUACUACACAGAUUGCAAUUCAUUUACGAUAUACUGAGGCCAUCCGGGCUUUCAUGGUCAACACAAUUACUUCAAAAUCAACAAUCCUAACCAGUUAAGAACCCAAAGUCACAUAAUUCCAAGAAACAAACUAAAGCUACGCUUUCAUAUUGUUGCUACUUUCUAAUGCUGUAAUCACAAUCUAUUGUCCAACUGGUUUUAAGCAUAAAAAGUAGCCAAACAAAGAGAGAGUAUGCCGUCAAAAUGAGAUAAAAUACACAAUUCAAUGAAUUAAGUUAGAAAUAUAAAACAAAAUGCAAAAGCCUAAUGAUAAAAGACAUUUCACUCAAAAACAAACUCCACCCAACAGCUAAUGAUCAUUAUGAAUUAAAACCAACAUUUGAACAGAAGCCAUAAAAUCUCAGAGUUACGAUCGAAUCACGAAGAUAUGAUACAGUGGUUCAUCUUCGUGAGUGAUAAGGGAUCAGUAAUGGUCUCUAUCAUCUCUAACUAAGCAACAGUUUCAAGAAAUCAAACCAUAUUACAAUCUAGAAAUACAUUGAUUCUGAUCCUAAAAACUCUUGAAUAAUAUGGAUCCUAAUUAUAAGAAAAAGGGACGGAGAAAGGGGGAAAUUAGCAAACAAACAACGCCAUAUUGCCUAAGUUGCAAAUAAUGGAAACCGCCGGCGCCGGCGCCACCACAGAUUCCGAAUCCCGCCUUCAUAAAGGACUGCUUGGUGGUGUAACUCGAUAAUGCUGGAGUGGAGGAAAGCGGUGAAGAAGGUGAUGAAACUGAUGAUUUUACCCAAUUUAUGUUAUGACCCGAAUUUAGCAGUUUAACCCGAACCAGACCCGCGGGUUUCUCUUAAAAAGGAAAAUUUCACCUUUUCCCUCUAAUAAGCUCUCUUCUCGCUCCUUGUUCUUGUCAAGUUCGGAGACGGCUCCGCUCGGUAGCACCACCACUGAACUCUAUUCCGGCGGAAAUCGUUCUCCGUGUCUCUUAUAAUCUGGGUUUAGGGUUUUGGGGAAGAACAGUUAAAAGGCGCAGUUUUGACAAUGAGUCGUAGCUUGGGGAUACCGGUGAAGCUUCUUCACGAAGCUACGGGACACAUAGUGACGGUGGAACUAAAGAGUGGGGAGCUCUACAGGGGAAGUAUGGUUGAAUGCGAAGACAAUUGGAACUGCCAACUCGAGAAUAUCACUUUCACUGCCAAGGAUGGGAGGGUCGCACAACUUGAGCAUGUAUUCAUUCGAGGAAGCAAAGUCAGAUUCAUGGUGAUUCCUGACAUGCUUAAGAAUGCUCCAAUGUUCAAACGCCUUGAAGCUAGAAUUAAGGGCAAGGGUUCAUCACUUGGUGUUGGACGGGGCCGUGCUGUUGCCAUGAGAGCUAGGGCACAGGCUGCUGGCCGUGGAGCUGCACCUGGGAGGGGUGCGCCGCCGGUGAGACGAUGAACAUUUUCAGAUACCAUUUGUAAUCUUUAGUGGCUUGUGGUUUUAUACAUGUUGAUUGUCAGAGCGCCGAGCCAACUUGGUGUAUGACAAUAUCAUCCUGGUUUCAGAUUCUGAAUUUAUGACCUCUUGGAGACACUGUUAGAUGAUGUGAAUGAUUAAUUUUCCGAUUAACAAUCAUGAUUCCUGUGGGAUUCACAUACUGUAUCUGUUUUGUUCAGUAAUUCUGGUAUAACAACCCCUCCCACAGUUAACUCAAGUCCAAAAAUAGAACAAUAUCUGCCAAGUUUCCAUCUGUUCGCAUCUAAGAAAGUUCAGAGUCCUCUUGUCGCUUUCCAAAUGUCUUCUGUCCAAGAACAAAAGCUUUAGAGAUGAUGACUACAGGAAAGGACCGGUUGCAAUCUUCAUCAAAGGCAGCUGGAAAAUGUUCAUGUCUAUUAAGCUGGAAUGAGCCAAAACGGGAUAUUUUGUUUCACUGUAGAACACGAUUACUAUUCCAAAUUGAAAAUUAGCACCAAUAAAAAAAGUGGCCCAUCUGUGUGACCUUGACUCCUCCCUCGGAGUCUCCCUCCAAAGUGCGCCCAAAGUACAACAUUAAUAUUGGUGUUCUCAUUUCAAGGGAGCCCCAGGGCCAGGGCAGGGCCAACUGAAUUGUAAGCAACAGCCAUUAGCCA
Messenger RNA from Oldenlandia corymbosa var. corymbosa, 4229 nucleotides. The record is from the annotation of a GenBank genome assembly. Lineage: Eukaryota; Viridiplantae; Streptophyta; Magnoliopsida; Gentianales; Rubiaceae.